UGAACCUCGCAGUGACAAAAAUCACUGUAGAGGGGAGCAGUCGCUUCCGUUCGAAGGUACAAACGGACUCCAAAGAGAAAUGAGCUGCAUAACUAUUUCACAUUGAUUUUACAGUUCUAAAUGCUUUUUGGGUACUAGAACAACGUUCGACUUGAUCCACCAUUGAGUGAAAUGAAAUACGAGCUUUACCAGUUUGAAACGAAGGACUGCAACCGUUAAGUUUUCGCUAACACGACGGGGAUAAUGUUUUCGUAUGCAAGUGUGAUUCCUCUGCUACAAACAAACACAAUUCUAAAGAACGCGGUUUGAAGGAUCUUUCUCCUCCUGAGCUGAUUUUGAAGAUCACUAGGCUGAGUUUAACAAAGGGAACUGGCAGUUCAUUUGGUCCCUGUAUGAUGUCCUCAAAAUGAUGUUUCCUCCAGGGUGUAUCUCUCUCCCUGCUGGAACCAUGCUGCUGCUCUAGGCGGGUGGGGGGUGCCGCCCCAUUCUGCCAUGAAAGGCUACACCCCCCAGCGCACCUGCCACCUCUCUGACUGUGAACCUCCGCACUCACCCAACCACGCGGACCCCCUGUACCCGUCCUCGACCGCCUCCACGCUCUCCCGCGCGCCAUACCUCCUCCCCACAGCCAUGGACUACUACGGAGCCCUGGACCCCCACCAUUUCUCCCCGGCACCCGGCCCGGGCGGCCUGCCCCCCGACUGUCUGAUGCCCCUCAACAACCAGCUGUCCUCCAGUAGCACCUUCCCACGGAUCCACUACAACUCCCACUUCGAGCAGGGCGAUUUCUCGCCCCCUACUGGCGAAAGCAUCGGGGGUCUCGGCACAGGGACGCUGGGGCCCUCUAUGCACGUGGGUGUGGGGAUGAGCAUGGGACUCGGACCAGGACGCACCACUAUGAUCACGAGUGGAUCCGCUACAAUAUCAAGCGCAGCAAAGAUGCACCGAGUGCCCUCUAACCUCCUGGACCGCUUUGACAAACAGCUGCCAGCUCAGCGAGAUGGCUUCAGCACGCUGCAGCUCCACCGCGGGUCGGCCGUGGCCGGCGCCAAGCAGCAGCAGCAGCAGCGCACCGACAGCCCUGGCAAGAUCCGCUACCUGGUGCACUCGGUGCAGAAGCUCUUCGCCAAGUCACACUCGCUGGAGAGCUCCGCCAUCAAGGGCACCAUCAACGGGCGGCAGGGUGUCGGCGCCAACGACAAACAGCAUCGCCGCAGCAAGAGCAAAGACCGGGUCAAAACCGAGAGCACAGCGAAGAGGCGACCACGCUCCAACAUGUCCGGCUACUGGAGCUCCGACGACCUGGACAGCGACAUCACCAGCUACAGGAACUCGGCAGGCAUGAUGACCCUGGGGAGGUCGGGUGCUGGCGGGAGCCAUGGGCUGGACAGCCAGACGACUUCCAAGUACCUCAUGCAGGGCUACAACACCAUCAGCGAGCACACGCUGAAGGUCUCCAAAAGCAGUAAUGAUCUGAAGCACCAAGGGCUCGUCGCGCUGUCCACUCCGCGAGGAGGCGGGGCCAGAGCGGCCAUGGGGGAGGGGGCUUUCGGGAAGGGCGGGCCCUGGACCACGCUGACGCUGGGAGCCAGCAGGCAGGCGGGACAGAAGGGAUCAGCCACGCUCGACCGCUCUAUGCUCAAGUCCAAGUCGUGCCAUCAGGAACUGGCCUGCCACUACCUACAGAUGCCGUCGGCGGGCGAAUGGAGCGGGACGCUGGGCCGUGGCGAGAUCCCAUGCAGGCGCAUGCGCAGCGGCAGCUACGUGAGGGCCAUGGGCGACCUGGAGGACAGCGACGACUCGGACAGCAGCCCCAAGCCCUCGCCCAAAAGCACUGCUCGCAGACAGAGCUACCUGAGCGCCACACAGCAGUCACUCAGUGACCAGUUCCCUUCCAGAAACCGUCCGCUGGACUACGCGAUGCUACAGGGGGACCUGGAGGCCCUCUGGUCCCCCCUCCACAGUAUUGCCACCCUGCAGCAGAUCGGACGUUCCGUAAGUUGUCUUCCAUCUCUGAGAGAGUUCUCUAUCAAUCGCAGUCUGGAUAAUUUGGACUGUAUUGGAGGUUCGGGAUCGUCCUCGUUCCCUCGUUGGGAUGAUGACGACUUCAGUCAGGGCUGCAGUACACUCGGGCAAAGCAGCUGCAUCAGCCAGGUGCGGGAUUCAGAGAUGAGUCAACGCUAUGGAGAAGAAUCCUGUUCGGAAUCCAUGUUUGGAGACACACUCCCGCACGCAUCCUUAAACUCCCGGCUCGAGGAGCCUCCAGAUAUGGCGAUGCCCACAUGCUUCCGUUCCCGUAGCCAUAGUUACCUCCGUGCCAUUCAAGCAGGCUGCUCCCAAGACGAUGACACGGCAUCGCUGGAUUCUGACUCUCCGCCCCCCACCGUGACCACCGUGCGCACGUAUAGCACCAGUACUGUCUCAGCGUGCAUAACCACGUGUAAGAAGAUCGGCCCACCCCCGGUGCCUCCCCGCUGUGCCACCAAGCCCUUCAUCUCCGUCACCGUGCAGAGUAGCACCGAGUCCGGCCAGGACGGUUACCUCGACAACCACGACCGUAAGAGCGAGGCCAACAGCCAGUCGGGCCACAGCAACUCCUCGGACAGCCUGGACAGCGCCCGGGCCAGCAGCCUGGUCAAAGGGCCCCGGCCGCAGCUGCCUGUGGUCGCCCCCCGUGAGCCUCAGAUCCCGGCUGCCGUGGUGGUCUCGCCCGAGCCACCGCGCCAGAUCCAGGGUGGGCCGCGCAAGGGAGUCCCCGCCACAGCUGACGAGCCAGCCACGGAGCACGUGCCCCGCCGGAAGCUCUCCUCCAUCGGGAUCCAGGUGGACAGCAUCCAGGAAAUCCAGACACGAGUGGAGACGCCGCCGCUGGCCAAAUUCCAGUCAAUCGGAGUCCAGGUGGAGGACGGCUGGACACUCAGCCGCUCCAGUAGUAUGGCCUCUAAGCAAGAAACGGACUCAGACACACAAGACCUCUCUCUUGGCUCUGUUACCGCCGUCACACCCAACGCCACUUCCAGACCCGCCCAGAAGAAAGUCAUGGUCAACAGUGCCAGCCAGGCAGCGGACUUGGCCACACAGCUCUCCCUUGACAACGGCAGCCAUGAUGACGAGGUUGUGACUACCAGCGGCCCCUCCCGCCAGCUUCUGACAAACCGUUCAACAACAAGGAGCAGCUCGUCCUCUUUCUCUGAGAGUUUAGACCCCGCUCUCGACCCCUCCUCGCUGCCCCCACCCGACCCCUGGUUGGAGAGCGGGAACGGGACGGGGAACGGAGGCCCAACGCAGACGUCAUCAGGCGGGAUGCCUGCAUGCCGACGGGAUGGCCAUUGGUUCCUAAAGCUUCUGCAGGCGGAAACUGGACGGAUGGAGGGAUGGUGCAAACAGAUGGAGGAGGAGACCAAAGAGCACCAGUUGUCAGAGGAAGUGCUGGGUAAGGUACGAAGUGCUGUGGGCAGUGCUCAGCUCCUUAUGUCUCAGAAGUUUCAACAGUUCAUAGGGUUAUGUGAACAAAACUUGAAUGUCAACGCUAACCCCAGACCCACGGCUCAGGAUUUGGCAGGAUUUUGGGAUCUCCUGCAGCUCUCAAUAGAAGACAUCAGUCUCAAGUUUGAUGAGCUCUACCAUCUCAAAGCCAGUGACUGGAAACUGGACCGAGAUUCACCUGACAAGCAGGAGAACCAGAAGCAGGCUCCUCCGGUGCCCAAGAAGCCAGGAAAGAGCAAGCCGACCCUCAGCCGGGACAAGAGCGGGGAGGCGGCCGACAAACAGAGGCAGGAGGCACGCAAGAGGCUGAUGGCAGCCAAGAGGGCGCAGUCGGUCAAACAGAACUCGACGACGGAGAGCACUGACAGCAUCGAGAUCUACGUCCCCGAGGCACAGACGCGCCUCUGAGAGAGGAGAGGAGGCGGUGAUGACAGGAGCAGGGGAUGGUGGAGAGGAGGGGGGGGGGGGUGAGGAGACCAGUGACGAGGCUUCACACAGAUUUGCUCCAGUAUAAAACGCUGCUUUGUUUGUUUUUUAUUUUUGUUUGUUUUUGUUUCGUGGCAACAUAGAAUUGAGAAAAGGAGAUAAGGACAGUGGAAGUUGCGGACACAACACAUGAAGAGCUUCUCUUUUCCUUUUCAGAGACUGCCAAGGAAAACCUCAAAUAGACUUUGUUAGUAAUAUUAUUAUUAUUAUUAUUAUUGAUCAUGAUAUGACCUAAAUCCCAUAUCAGACUGUUAAAUGUUGUAAUAUCUUGGAUAAGAGUUCUACCGUGUGGCAUAAAGCAGCCACACCUUUUCUGCCUCCCACUGCCUUGCCCAGUUUAAAAGACCUCUGUAGUUGGCAAAGAACACCCAUGCCUACACACGUUCACUCAGACUCCCUCCCUGCCGGCCCCCUCUGAAAUAUUUGUCUUCCUCUUUGCUCAUUUGGUCCAUUAGUUUCAGUCUGCUGUCUUGAAUAACUGAAUCCCUUCACCAUGACGAGAUCAUGGCGAGCGAUGAGGUCGUGAGUGACGCAGUUUCUCAGCCCUGACGAUCUAUUCAUCCAGCUGCUCCCCUCUCCUUUGGUGGAUAUGCUUGGCCACCUCUUCCCAGCUGUGUUCCUGACUGUUUUCCCUGCGUUCUGCUUUACCAGAGCGGUGUGUGGGGUUUGCCAUUACAUGAAGAACUGAAAAAUAAACGUCCUUAAUUUGGCUGUGGAGAAACGCACAAAGCUUCUUUCCGGUUUCGCUGGCAUGACGCACCAUGUGACCAACAGUGAGCCAUGUGUGUAACGGGAAAAAAAAACCAAACAUUUGUUGCGCCUUAAAAUCAUGAUGGAGGGGAUGGUCAUUUCCAUGUUCUUGGGCAUAUUUACGUGCCAGUUUAAUGUAGGUGGGAAUGAGUUAUUGUAUGCUACCACACAAAGUCUGUAACCCUCUGUAACCUUACUCUGCCAAGUGGAGAACGCAGCUCACCCUUUACUGCUCACCCCUGCUGUGCACUGACCACACAUUAAAACCACGGUCAGUCCUGGCACCAUGUCAAGAGACAAUGCCAAGUGUCUUAAAGUUAUUUGCCACAGGAGAAUUUCUUUUUCUGUAAGGAAAUCUUCAUUACAAAAUACCAGUGAAAAUCUUUCAGACUUAUUUAAAAUUCUGGCUCUGCCUAUAUUUGUUUUUUUGUUUGUUUGUUUUUGUUUUCUUCAGACAUUUCCCUAUCCAUUUUCUCAUUAUAAUUAAGUUUUAGCAGCUCUACAGCAGCAGUAAAAAUAUAGUGUAAAAAACCCUUCAAGGUAAAAGGAGAAAUAGUAUACCUCUGUGGUCAUUUUGGGCACUACAGUCAGUAGGUGUUGCACUGUAAGCUCAUUGUCAGUGAGCUGUUAUAUAGAUAAGGUGAAGGCAUUUUUAUUUUAGAGUCUAAUUUGUUUUCUUUUCAUUGUGCACUUUCAUUACUCCUCAUGAAAAAAGCAUUAAACUGAUGCUUUAGAGACUUUUCUGAACUGUUGGCUGCCAUUUCAGACUGUUGACAGAGACUUUAAAAUGUAUGUCCCUGGCAAUAAUGGUGAAUUAAGCUUUUAUUAGGCUUUCAAGAAAUUUGUGGAGAAACUUCAUAAAAAUUGUGUGCUUUAAUCACGAGCCCAAAGUCACUUGAAACUCACCCUGUUUGGCAUUUGGAUCAAGUUAUAGCAUCAGACAAAAUUCUUCGCUACUAGGUGUAGCCGUAUACAUGCUACUUCCAUGAGUGUUAUGGAGCAGUUCAAAGAUCUUAAUGUAACCAUGGUUGCUUUGGUAAUGGUUGUGAAUUUUAGGUUCCGUCUUGAGUAUGCCUCUUCACUUAGUAGUUUAAACUCCAACUCUGUUGGACCCAACAGAAAACAUUGUGUUUCCUUAGGGGUGAUUGGGGUUAAUUUGGCUGAUGGGCAGCAGGAAGGACAUAACACCUUCGUAAAUAAAAUGGCUUCAGGCUUGUCAACACGCAGUGUGAUUGUCCUCUGCACAUGUUGUUCCAAACAGUUGCUGACAACUGGAGGGCUUUCGGACCUUUGCGGGAUGAAGCCGUCUCGAGCUUUAGAGUCACAAAUUUCCAAGGCCACUCUGAAUUCAGUCCCAUUAAACAUUCCCUCAUCAGAUGCCCCUUAUCUCUAUUUAAAAAGCACAUAUGCAUUUUCGACUAAGAAAGAACCAGCCAUCACCCCUACCUGCUUUCUUUAAGCACGCACACAAAUGCCCCGUAUAGUAAGUGAUCAACUCAGUGUGUCCUUUUGUCUGUGGUGUUGUGUGUUAGAGCCAGUGAUGGCUCCCAUGGCUGUUUUGUGAUAAUGGUGUGAAUGGGAUCUCUCCUCUCCCCUGCUUCUCCCCAUUUGGCGCGGGGGUGGGUCGUUGACGCCUUUGGCUUUGUGUGCUGAUGGCCUGCUGCCUCUCCCUGCUCAGGGUUUAAAGGCAUGUCUGACGCGGCUCCGCAGACCUGUCGCUAUUCAGUCCCACUUCUAACCCAGGUGAGACUGGCUUUCAGAGCAGACAGGACGCUAUGUAUAUUCUGUGUCUGAAGCCUGCACAACAGAACAGUAUUUGGCCAGAAAUGGGAGCAACUUGUCAAGUGUUGAAGACUCACCAAAAGCAAUUUUCAUAGAUUUUCUAGGACAAUGUGUCUUAUCAAAUGAUUACUGUCCAAGCUGUUUAAAUUCUCACAAUGGCUCUUGGAGACUAUUCUAGGUUAGAAUAAUGCAGGUUGUUCUUUGCCUGAUAAAUAAAGUGUAAAGAAUGAGCCAGCAACAGCGCAAAGGCUUGUCAGUGAGGUAAAGCAGAUCAGCCGUGUCUGAGCGUGUAACUGCAUCUGUAAUUCUUUUAUAAGAGCCAAGGUACAGAGAGGUGGGAGAAAUGAUGAGAGUAAUAGAUUUUUGGGGUGUUUUUUUUAGGGUUUGUCCUCUAUUAAAAAUGGCAAAGUAACAAGGGAAUCUCAACACAAUAUUUAAUUAACAAUAUAUAAAAAUAAUUUGUGCCAGUUAUACUCUGAGAGAGAGAAGAGGAAGAGUGAAAAUUUCAGAAAUGGUUCAGAUUUCCUUAACUGUAGAUUUCCUUGUAGGUUUCCUUCCAAAUGACUUUGUACUAAACAUUGUUCAGGUCAGAGGGGUGACACGCACAUUUCCAUAACUGCACUUAUAACAAAUUUGUUCUUAAGAACUACUUUGCUUUAACUUCUUUCACUCAUGAUUUAUUUAUUUGUUUGUGUUUUUCUCUUUUUUUUCCAAAUUCUUUCUGUCAAAUAGUUCUUGUAUCUUGCAAUCACCUGUAUCCUUUUUUUAUGUACUGGGAUCUGACUUUGCUCUGCCAACCUGAGUUCAUGAUUGUAUUAUUAUUAUGAUUGUGGGCUUCCCUUAGGAUCACUGGACCAGUACACUCCAUGUCUUAUGACACAGAUUGUGUUUGAAAGCUUUGGAAAACAGUUGGGAAUCUGUCUCUCUGUUGUGGGGUUUUGUUUUGUUUUUGUUUUUUUUUGGGGGGGGGGGGGUUGUAUAUCAGAAAAGCCCCACAUGGAGUUGUAGGACGUGAAAUAUUUUGGAAAAGCUUUUCAUUUGAGAUGCGGAGUUUCUGAUUUGUUUGCGCUGCUUGGAUUCUAAAGGAAAAACUUUUUAUAUACCUCUUAUCUGACUGACCCACAGCACAAUGCAAAUAGCAUUAGGCUGCAACUGAGGGACCUCCCCACCCCCACUGAUGGGUUAAGGGAAGCCCAGAUAGGUGACCCUGCUCUGGAAGGGAAGUCUGCACUCCUCACUGGUCUUCAUCAGCCUAACAUGCAAAAAUGAGCUUUUCUUGCUCUCAGCAUCCUGUCUUUUUCUGGCCAUGUUUUGCUUUGGGUAGGAUGGGGACCACAAUGAAAUCAAUACUCUUAUUGCAAGAGUC
Electrophorus electricus (electric eel) is the source of this 7870-nucleotide messenger RNA. It is a transcript of the gene dlgap4b, whose product is annotated as discs, large (Drosophila) homolog-associated protein 4b. Gene Ontology annotation, cellular component: glutamatergic synapse; postsynaptic specialization. Gene Ontology annotation, biological process: signaling. The record is from RefSeq and is a predicted model, not a curated record. Lineage: Eukaryota; Metazoa; Chordata; Actinopteri; Gymnotiformes; Gymnotidae. Gene Ontology annotation, molecular function: molecular adaptor activity.